UGUCUAGAAUAUUUGUCAUUAUAUCGAAUCAUAUUAUCUAAAAAAGAACCGACUUUAACCAGCAAAAAAGCAAAGCAGUUGUCUCUUUCGCUUACAUGCUACCAUGGAUUUUCAGAGCUCAUUUAGUGACAAAAACCAAUAAUAAACUCGCCUCGAAACAGUAGAUUAGUCUCAAAAAAAAAAAGAAGACAGAAACCAUAACACUGAUCACAUUAGAAAAAACAAAAUUAAAAAAAAAUGCUAAAAACAGCAGCUUUACUAGCCAUAGCCAGCUCAUUCGUCGUCUUCCUCCUCUCCCCAGUUCCCAAAUCCACAUACCACUCCCUGUACACUUCACUAUCCGAUAAUGCCUCCAUAUCCCACCACCUCUACACCCUCACGCGCCGACCCCACAUCGCCGGUUCCGCCGCCAACGCUGAAGCCGCCGCCUACGUCCAUUCCAUCUUCACAUCCUCCGACAUUCCCACCCACAUAACCUCCUACCGUGUCGCCCUGAGCUAUCCCGUUUCGCGGUUCCUGAAGUUGAUCCCUCCUCCGCCGGAGCCACCCGUUGAGUUCGAGCUCCGACAGGAAGUUUACGACGACGACCCUUACGCUGACGCGGCGAAAGAAGUAGUUCCAACUUUCCAUGCCUACGCCAAGUCCGGCACUGCCGUCGGACUAGUGGUCUACGUCAACUACGGCCGCGUGGAAGAUUACGCGACCCUGAGGGAGAUGGGCGUGAGCGUGAACGGCUCUAUCGUCUUGGCAAGGUACGGAGAAAUAUUUAGAGGCGAUAUUAUACGGAACGCGUACAAGGCUGGGGCUAUAGGGGCGUUAGUUUACACUGAUAGGAAGGACUACGGCGGCGGCGGAGGAGAAGCUCGGUGGUUUCCCGACGAUCGGUGGAUGCCGCCAAGUGGGGUCCAAAUGGGUACUACGUAUAAUGCACUGGGGGACCCUACCACGCCCGGGUGGGCGAGUACAGAGGAAUGUGAAAGGAUUUCGGAGGCUGAGGUUGAGGAAAGUGGUGAAGUUCCGAUGAUACCUUCGUUGCCAGUGUCUGGUAAAGAUGGUGAGUUGAUACUUAUGUCGAUCGGUGGCCAGGUGGCGAACGAUGAUUGGCAAGGAAGCAAGGACGCCCCAGUUUACAGGGUUGGACCUGGUCCGGGGAUUGUGAACUUGAGUUACACAGGGGAGCUAGUGAUUGGGACAAUUGAGAAUGUUAUUGGUGUGAUUGAAGGAGCAGAAGAGCCUGAUCGAUUUGUGAUCCUGGGUAAUCAUCGAGAUGCCUGGACAUUUGGUGCUGUUGAUCCAAAUAGUGGAACGGCAGCUUUACUAGAGGUAGCCCAGAGACUGGGGAAGCUGCAGAAAAGAGGGUGGAAGCCUAGACGAACAAUCAUAUUGUGCAACUGGGAUGCUGAGGAAUAUGGCCUGCUAGGAUCAACUGAGUGGGUAGAAGAGAACAGGGAGUUGCUAGCUUCAAGAGCUGUGGCUUACUUGAAUGUUGACUGUGCUGUAUCUGAACCAAGAUUCUAUGCCUCUGCAACUCCGCAGCUUGAUGAAUUACUCAUACAAGCUACUCAGCAGGUUCAAGACCCAGAUAACUCAUCGAGGACCGUCUACGAUUUAUGGCUUUCUUCAAGCAAUCCUGUAAAGAUUGGGAGGUUAGGAGGAGGAGGGUCAGAUUUCGCAGCCUUUGUUCAACACAUAGGAAUUCCAGCAACUGUGAUGGCUUUUGACAACGGAUUCCCUGUCUAUCAUUCAUUGUACGAUGACUUUACUUGGAUGAAAAAGUUUGGGGAUCCUAUGUUUCAAAGGCAUGUUGCAGUGGCAAGUGUGUGGGGUUUGGUAGCUCUUUGGCUAGCUGACGCGGAGGUCUUACCUUUCAAUUAUCUAUCCUAUGCAGAAGAGCUUCAGAAAUACACAAAGGAAUUGGAGAUUGGGAUCAAAGGUGACAAGGAUAUCAGCUUAACUCCUCUGUUUAAGUCAAUAGAGGAGCUGAGAAAAGCUGCCACCAUAAUAAACAACCAGAGAAAGGCAGUAGUAGAAAACAAAGGUUGGAAAUCCAUAUGGAAGAAAGACCAAUCCAAGCUGAGAGAGCUUAAUGACAGACUCAUGAUGGCUGAACGAGCAUUUACAGACCGAGAUGGACUUUUAGAAAGGUCGUGGUAUAAGCAUUUGAUCUAUGGACCUUCGAAGUAUGAUGACUAUGGAUCUAAAUUCUUUCCCGGCAUUGAUGAUGCUGUUGAAAUGGCUAACAAAUUGAACACAUCGGAGUCGUGGAAACUAGCUCAACAUGAAAUUUGGAGGGUCUCCAGAGCUGUCAAACAUGCCUCGCUAGUUCUUAACGGUGUACUAACAUGAGAAAAUAUAUUUAUAGCAGUUUGAUUCACAUAACUAAAUGGUUUACAUUCACAAUUUCUUCAGAAGUUCAAGUUUGAUGAACAUAUGGUCAAGAAUUAUUCUUUUUAUAAGGUACAUUAUAAUCAAAUUUAGAGUUCUAGUUU
This is a messenger RNA of Humulus lupulus (European hop), 2489 nucleotides long. RefSeq names its product probable glutamate carboxypeptidase LAMP1. The record is from RefSeq and is a predicted model, not a curated record. Lineage: Eukaryota; Viridiplantae; Streptophyta; Magnoliopsida; Rosales; Cannabaceae. The coding region runs from base 238 to 2346 and encodes 702 amino acids. The transcript has 12 exons. Gene Ontology annotation, molecular function: carboxypeptidase activity.